Bacillus rossius redtenbacheri is the source of this 1639-nucleotide messenger RNA. RefSeq lists its product as uncharacterized. The coding region runs from base 126 to 1478 and encodes 450 amino acids. Gene Ontology annotation, molecular function: flavin adenine dinucleotide binding; NADP binding; N,N-dimethylaniline monooxygenase activity. The record is from RefSeq and is a predicted model, not a curated record. Lineage: Eukaryota; Metazoa; Arthropoda; Insecta; Phasmatodea; Bacillidae. The transcript has 8 exons.
CGUACAGCAUAGCUAAAAUUUUUGCUAAAUUUUUUGUGUCAUUUAACACAAAUUUCACAGCCACCAUGCACGAGGCGGCGCGAAGGCCUCGCUAGCUCCAAGGUCCGCCCUGAUAAGCCCGGCUGAUGGCGCAGAGAGACAUGCCCGGCACGAGGGUGUGCGUGGUGGGGGCGGGCGCGGCCGGCCUGUGCGCGGCGCGGCACCUGGCCGAGACCCCGGGCCGGUUCGUGUUCGCCGUGUUCGAGCAGACCGCCGAGGUGGGCGGCACCUGGAUCUACACGGACCACACCGGCUGCGACGACUGCGGCCUGCCGAUACACUCGAGCAUGUACCGCGACUUGAGGACAAAUCUCCCAAAAGAAAUAAUGGCAUUUAAUGAUUAUAAGUUUGAAGAUUCACCUGACUCAUUUUUGCAUCACAGUGAUGUAUUGAAGUACUUGAAAAGUUAUUGUGAACAUUUUGCUCUGUACCAAUUUAUUAAGUUUCGCACGCACGUGAAGGAAGUCAGGCCGGUUGAUAGAAACGGCGAACAGGCGUGGAGGGUAGCGGUCGAGGACUCUGCAACGAAGGAAGAGAAGGUGGAGGAGUUUGACGCAGUCAUUGUGUGCAACGGGCAUUUUUGCACACCGUACAUCCCAAGUAUCCCAGGCAUUGAAGAUUUCAAAGGUGUUCCAAUACACAGCCAUGUCUACCGCAACCCUGAAAUAUACAAAGAGCGGACUGUCAUAAUACUUGGUGCAAAUUCAUCAGGGGUCGAUAUAUGCCUGGAAGUGUCAAAAUAUGCCAAGCUGGUGUACCUGAGCCACAACCUGCCCCCGCUGGGAGUGAAGGCCGACGGCGUGGCCCAGGCAUCGUUCCCCAGCAAGACCGAAGCACGGAAGCUCGACAAAGCACUGCCCUGCAACAUAACGCAGGUCGCCGGCAUCGAGAGUUUCUCCGGAGGUGCGUUCGUCCUGCGAGACGGGACCAAGUGCCAUGCUGACGAUUUGAUUUUCUGCACAGGUUAUGAAUACGCUUUUCCAUUCCUGCAUCCAAGCUGUGGAGUUGUUGUGAAGGACAAGAUGGUGUCACCGUUGUACCAACACCUGAUACACAUAGACUUCCCGACUCUAUGCUUCGUUGGACUUCCGAUGUCCGUGAUACCGUUCCGCGUGUUUGAAUACCAGGUGACGUUCUUCCUGAAGACGCUGGAGAAGAGCGUGGCGCUGCCCAGCAAGGAGGACAUGCGCGCUGACACGGAGCGCGAGCUGCGGGACCGGCUGGCCAGGGGCAUCCCGACGAGGCACUUCCACCGGCUGGGCGACGGGCAGUGGGCGUACCUGGAGCAGCUGGCCCGCUGGGCGGGCUGCCCCCCGCUGCCGCCCGUCGUCCGCAAGAUCUACGAGAAGACGGGGGAGCUGCGCCGGGGCAACCUGCUGUGCUACAAGGAGCACAAGUUCGCCAUCACCGGGGACGACAGCUACGAGGUCUGGCGGUGAGCCCGUCGGACUACCCCACCGCCCCUUUCUAGAUGCGUGCGGUAUUUCAUUCAGGCGAAAGAUGGUGCUAACAAAUGCAGAUAUAUUAUUGUAUUUUACAAUAUAUUUUUAUAGCUGAACCUUAAACAUGUACAUUGAAGUAAAAAAAAUUUAUACUCUCA